This is a messenger RNA of Eimeria tenella, 2898 nucleotides long. RefSeq lists its product as uncharacterized. The transcript has 2 exons. Lineage: Eukaryota; Apicomplexa; Conoidasida; Eucoccidiorida; Eimeriidae. Bases 1 to 2898 code for a protein of 965 amino acids. The record is from RefSeq and is a predicted model, not a curated record.
AUGUUGAGGAGCGUUGGCCACUUCGAGUUCGAGGAGGCGCUCCCGCUGUCGCUGCUGCAGCGCUGCGGCAGCAGACCACCCAGCCCGCGCACCGAAGCAGCAGCAGCAGCAGCAGCUACUGCUGCUCCUGCUGCUGCAGCAGAAAAUGAAUGGCAGCGAGACCUCGGAAGCAGCAGCAGCAGCAAAAGCCCUGCCGAUGCUGUUGCAGCUUCUUGUGUUGCAGUGGCGGAGGGUCUCGUGGCUGUGGGCAGCAACGAGGGGGUAGUUCUGCUGCUGAGGCGCUGCUAUCCCAUGCAUCCGGUACAGCCCGUUGCUCGUUUGCUGCUUCCACUGGACCCUGCUGCUGCUGCUGCUGCUGCGGGUCCUGCUGCUGCGGGUCCUGCAGCAGCUGUUGCUGCUCCGGAGGGGCAAGAGCAACAGCAGAAGGCGCGGCAGCAAGAAGCUCUGCAGCAGCAGCAGCGGCAGCGGCAGCCGCCGCAGAUUAAUGGUCUCCAACAGAGCCCGAUGUUUAGUGCAGCAGCAGCAGGUCCUGCUGCUGUUGCUGCUGCUGCUGACGCUGUAGCUGCAUCACCUGCAGCUACUUCAGCAGCAGCAUCUGGUGCUGCUGCUCCGGCUGCUGCUGCUGCUGGCAUAACUUGCUUGCGCUUUGUUGCAGCAGCAGCAGCAGCAGCAGCGGGAAGCAGCGAGACGGGAAGGCCGGUGCUGCUGCUGAUUGGAGACGCAGCAGGACGCCUGUUUUAUUUUGCUGCUGUUCUUUUUUCUGCCUUCGACAGCAGCAGCGAUAUAGUGCAGCAGCAGCAGCAGCAGCAAAUUGCUUGCUGCUGCUCCAGAGGUAGACGCAGCAGCAGCAGCAGCAACUACAGCAGCAGCAGUCUCAUGACCUUCAGCAGCAGCAGAGAUUUCGUGCUCAUCAACAGCAACAUCCAGAAGCCAGCAGCAGCAACAGCAGCAGAAGCAGCCACAGCAGCCACAGCAACAGCAGCAGCAACUGAAGCAGCAGAAGCAGAAGCAGCAGCAGAUCCAGCAGCACCUAUCAGCUGCAUUGCUGCGUGGGAGGAUACUGAGUCUAUUGCUGCUCCGCCUGCAGCAGCAAGAGCAGCAGUUGCAGCAGCAGCAGCAGCAGCAGCAGCAGAGUUUUGUGUCUUCUACGGCGACGUAAAGGGCUGCCUCUGGCGCAGCCGCUUGCUGCUGCACAGAACCACAACACCCCCAGGCAGCAGCAGCAGCAGCAGCAGCAGCAGAGGGCGCGAGCUGCCACUUUGGUGGCUACUGCGGAGGCAGGAGCUCCCGCAGUGCCUUCUGCGCAGCAGCAGCAGCAGCAGCAGCGUCUGCAGCAUUGUGGGGCCUUUGCAUGCACUGGAUCUCGCGUGGGAGGGCCGCCGCGUGUUGCUGCUCAUUUCGGCAGCAAACCGCAACUUUGUGCUGCCGGAUGCAGCAGCAAGAAGGUUUCCUGCUGCUGCUGCUGCUGCUGGUGUUGCUGCUGCUGGUAAUGCUGCUGCUGAUGGGAUUGCUGCUGCUGCAGUGCAUGCAAUUGGCAGCAAACCGCACGUCGGGCCCCACAUGGCUGUCUCUGCGCCCAUGCCCCAUGCCCUCCUGCAGCAGCAGCUUCAGCAGCAGCAGCAGCAGCAGCAGCAGCAGAUGGCUGUAUUUUCAGCACGCCCAGGGGGAAGGCUGUGGGUAGCAGACACUCAGGGAAGAGUCCUUGCGACUUUGCGGCUGCAGCAAGCUGCUGCCAGCAGCAGCAACAGCAGCAGCAGCAGCAAAGAAACCACAGCAGCAGCAGCAGCAGCAACAGCAGCAGCAGCAGCAGGGCAGCAGAAGUGCUCUAUAGGGGGCCGCCUGGCUUUCAUUGCCCCUCACCUUCUGCUCUGCUGGAGCCAGAAAGAGGACAACGCAGCAGCAGCAACAGCAGCAGCAGCAGCAACAACAGCAACAGCAGCAGCAGCAGCAGCAGCAGUGCAGCUUGUUGAUGUUAACAGCAGCUCUGUGCUGCAGCAGUGGCAGAUAGAAGCUUCUCCUGUUGAUGCUGCCUGCGACCGCAGGCUGUCUCACUGUCUGCUGCUGCUGCAGAGCAGCAGCAGCAGCAACAGCAGCAGCAGCAACAACAGCAGCGGCGAAGGUGUUUUCUGGUUAAAGAACUUCUGGUUUGCUGCAACUCCUCUCAAGAUUGCAAAAGCACUUGUACCUGCAGUUGCAGCAGCAGCAGCAGCAGCAGCACCGCAGCCGCGAGAGCGAGUGGAGGCUGCUGCCAUUGACAGCAGCAGCAGCAGCAGCAGCGGAGGUGAAAACGUUAUUCCUUGUUGCAGGUGCAGCAGCAGCUGUGUGAGCAGCAGUAUGCGGCGCUGCUGGUUUGCAGCUGCUGCUGCUGCCUGCAUGCAAUACGUUGUCAGCGACGCUGCCGCAGCAGACUGGGGGUUGCAGGAGCUGCUGCUGCUGCAGCAACAAUCGCAGCAGCAGAUGGCUUUCCGAGCAGCAGCAGCUGCUGCAGAACAGCAGAGUGCAGCAGCUCUCUCCUUUUUGCUGCCGCUGACGCGCAUAGUCCGGCUGCUGCAGCUGCACGCUUCUGCCCACACAGCAGCAGCAGCAGCAGCAGCAGCAGCAGCAGCGUGCAGCUACAGCAGCAGCAGCUGGCUGCAGCUGAUGCAGCAAUACCAGCAACGUAUUAGCCUCUGGGAAUGGGCUGCCUGCAGCAGCGGCGUUCCUGCUGCUGUUUCUGCGAAGCAUUUCCCGAGGGCAUUUGCUGCUGCUGCAGUUCGCAUUAACGCAACAGCAGCAGCAGCAGCAACAGCAGCAGCAACAGCAACAGCAGCAACGGCUGCGCCGCCAUCUCCCGCCACGUCUGCAAGCACGUUAGAUAGGGGGUCUUCAGAAGCAAGAACAGCAGCAGCAGCUUCAUAG